This is a messenger RNA of Octodon degus (degu), 2361 nucleotides long. RefSeq names its product protocadherin alpha-6. The coding region runs from base 1 to 2361 and encodes 786 amino acids. Gene Ontology annotation, cellular component: plasma membrane. NCBI's taxonomy places the organism in Eukaryota, Metazoa, Chordata, Mammalia, Rodentia, Octodontidae. The record is from RefSeq and is a predicted model, not a curated record. Gene Ontology annotation, molecular function: calcium ion binding. Gene Ontology annotation, biological process: homophilic cell-cell adhesion. The transcript is spliced from 3 exons.
AUGGACUUUACCACUGAAAGCAGAGUGGGAAUGCGGUGGCCGCUGCUCUCGCUUCUGCUCCUCACAGCCUGGGAGGCAGGGAGCGGCCAGCUGCACUACUCGGUCCCCGAGGAGGCCAAACACGGCACCUUCGUGGGCCGCAUCGUAUCUAAAAACCUUUUAAAUAUCCUGGACAUUAAUCUGCAGAAUGGCAUUUUGUUUGUGAAUUCUCGGAUCGACCGGGAGGAGCUGUGCGGCCGGAGCGCGGAGUGCAGCAUCCACCUGGAGGUGAUAGUGGACAGACCGCUGCGGGUUUUUCACGUGGAGGUGGAGGUGAAGGACAUUAAUGACAACCCGCCUGUGUUCCGCGUGAAGGAGCAAAGAGUGCGGAUUUACGAAUCUAGGCUGCCAGAUUCUGUGUUUCCACUGGAGGGCGCAUCAGAUGCAGAUGUUGGGUCAAAUUCCAUUGUAACCUAUGAACUCAGUUCCACCGAGUACUUUGGUUUAGAUGUGACAACAAACAGUUAUGACAGUACACAGAUUGCGCUUGUGUUAAGAAAAUCCUUGGACAGAGAGGAUGCUCCUGAACAUCAUUUACUCCUGUUGGCCACCGAUGGAGGCAAACCUGAACUCACGGGCUCUGUUCAGCUGCUGAUCACUGUGCUGGAUGUGAACGACAAUGCUCCUGCUUUUGACAAGUCUGAAUAUGAAGUGAGGAUAUUGGAAAACUCAGACAUCGGAACAACGGUUAUAAGACUGAAUGCUUCUGAUCGGGAUGAAGGGACGAACGCGGAAAUCUCAUAUUCUUUUAACAGCCUCGUCCCCCCCAUGGUCAUUGACCAUUUUAGCAUAGAUCCGAGCACUGGAGAAAUGGUAACCCGAGGAGAGUUGGAUUUUGAACAAGUAAAUUUAUACAAAGUCCGUAUUGAUGUGACAGAUAAGGGCCACCCUCCCAUGGCAGGCCACUGCACCGUUUUAGUGAAAGUGUUGGAUGAAAACGAUAAUGUUCCGAAGAUUGCAUUGACAUCUUUAUCCUUGCCUGUUCAAGAGGACGCCCAAGUUGGAACAGUCAUCGCCCUGGUCAGCGUGUCUGACCAAGACUCCGGAGCCAACGGAGAGGUAACCUGCUCUCUGAUGCCCCAGAUGCCCUUCAAGCUGGUGUCUACCUUCAAGAAUUACUAUUCACUGGUGCUGGACGGCACUCUCGAUCGUGAGAGCAUUUCAGAAUAUGAAUUGGUAGUGACUGCGCGGGAUGGGGGCUCGCCACCACUGUUGGCCUCGGCCACCGUGUCCGUGGAGGUGGCCGACGUGAACGACAACGCGCCUGUGUUUGCGCAGCCCGAGUACACGGUGUUCGUGAAGGAGAACAACCCGCCGGGCUCCCACAUCUUCACGGUGUGCGCGCGCGACGCGGACGCGCAGGAGAACGCGCUGGUGUCCUACUCGCUGGUGGAGCGGCGCGUGGGCGAGCGCGCGCUGUCGAGCUACGUGUCUGUGCACGCGGAGAGCGGCAAGGUGUUCGCGCUGCAGCCGCUGGACCACGAGGAGCUGGAGCUGCUGCAGUUCCAGGUGAGUGCGCGGGACUCUGGAGUGCCUGCCCUGGGGAGCAAUGUGACUCUGCAGGUGUUUGUGCUGGAUGAGAAUGACAAUGCGCCAACACUGCUGGCACCCUGGACCCAAGGAGCAGGGUUUGCAGCCAAUGAGUUUGUGUCUCGUUCAGUGGGCGCUGGCCACGUAGUGGCGAAGGUGCGUGCGGUGGACUCCGAUUCUGGCUACAAUGCAUGGUUGCUUUAUGAACUGCAGCCUGAUGAAAGUAGUAUGCGCAGCCCAUUUCGAGUGGGGCUGUACACGGGUGAGAUCAGUACCAUGCGAGCUCUGGAUGACACUGAUUUGCCACGUCAGCAGCUCCUGGUGCUGGUUAAGGAUCAUGGGGAACCGGCCCUGACAGCUACUGCCACCAUCCUGUUGUCCCUGGUAGAGAGCAACCAAGUGCCCAAGUCCUCAUCUCGGGUAUUGGUUGGGGCUGUAGGUCCGGAAGUAACACUUGUGGAUGUCAAUGUGUACCUGAUCAUCGCCAUCUGUGCGGUGUCCAGCCUGUUAGUGCUCUCUCUGCUGUUGUAUGCAGCCUUACGAUGUUCGGCACCCCACGCUGAGAGAGUGUGUGGACCUGGGAAGCCCACACUGGUGUGCUCCAGCGCAGUGGGGAGCUGGUCCCACUCUCAGCAGAGGGGCCAGAGGGUGUGCUCUGGGGAGGGCCUGUCCAAGACUGAUCUCAUGGCCUUCAGCCCCAGCCUUCCACCUUGUCCUGUUGAUGUGCAUAUGGGCGAACAUCAGGACUUAAAUGAAGAUCCUUGUUCCAAAGUAAGUCUUGAGUUUUCAUAA